AUGGGUCCCAAUAAGAUUAAUCCAAGAGUACUGAAGGAGCUAGCAGAUGUUACAGCAGGACCCUUCUCAAUCAUCUACCGGAGGUCCUGGGAAUCUGGAGGGGUCUCCACUGACUGGAAGCUAGCUAGCGUUAUUCCAAUUUACAAGAAGGGCAUGAGAGAAGACCCAGGAAACUACAGACCCAUUAGUCUAACCUCAGUUCCUGGAAAAAAUAUGGAGGAGAUUAUACUGGGUGCUAUUGAAAGACGUUUAAAGAACAAUGCAAUCAUCAGUCACAGUCAACAUGCAUUCACAAAAGCAAAGUCCUGUUUGACUAAUUUGAUAUCCUUCUAUGAUAAGGUCACCCGCCUAGUGGGUGAUGGGAAGCAUAAAGCCAAGGUAGAAGCAAUGACCUUAGACCUUGCUUCUCUUCAGAGUGUGCAGCACUUUGCUGAAGCAUUCAAAUCCAAGAAUGUGCCUCUUCACAUCCUGAUCUGCAAUGCUGCCGUGUUUGGUGCUCCCUGGUGCUUGACGGAGGAUGACCUGGAGUCCACCUUCCAGGUGAACCACUUGGGACAUUUCUAUCUUGUCCAGCUUCUGGAAGACGUUUUACGCCGCUCAUCUCCUGCUAGGGUUGUGAUAGUGUCCUCUGAGUCACACAGAUUUACAGAAAUUAAAGACUCCUCUGGAAAACUUGAUUUCAGCCUGCUUUCUCCAUCUAAGAAGGACUAUUGGGCUAUGUUGGCCUACAAUCGUUCCAAGCUUUGCAAUAUACUGUUCUCCAACGAGCUGAACCGACGCCUUUCUCCCCAUGGGGUGACGUCUAAUUCAGUCCAUCCUGGAAAUAUGAUUUACUCCUCCAUUCAUCGUAACUGGUGGGUGUAUACCCUGCUGUUUACCUUGGCUCGACCUUUCACCAAAUCCAUGCAACAAGGAGCUGCCACAACUGUCUACUGCGCCACGGCUGCGGAGCUGGAGGGCCUGGGAGGGAUGUACUUCAACAACUGCUGCCGCUGCCUGCCGUCGCAGGAGGCGCAGGGCGACGCGACGGCCGCAGCCCUGUGGGAGCUGAGUGAGAGGCUGAUCCAAGAACGAAUUGGCAGGCAGUCCAAAUAACAGGGAGCUCCUGGAAGGAUCAAAACACACCAAGUGUGUGCACGCUCGAAAACUGCCAACGCUGGAACCUGUCCAAUCUUAUCAUCUAGAGGGUUUCCAUAUACCUCAGAUACAGAUUAACCAGUGUUAAAUGAAAUAAUAGCAGUCACAACAUAGUGAAAAAUGUUAAGUACUAAUGGGAAAUGGGGAAUACUGUGGGUUAAAGGGACAAUGCGGCUUCCUGGGGCUUAGUUAGUCUUGGUUCUCUUUCUUUUGAUUAUAGCCUGUUCAAAGUGUAACCCAAGGAGGCAUCUUUUGUCUUAUUUUAGAAAAGCAAUGCUGCAGAUAUUUUCUGUUGUUUUGAUUAAUGGGUAGGUAUGUAGCCCAAUAUGGGAUUUCCUCUUUAUUUUGAUAAUUACUGCCUGUUAGGCUUUAGGCAUUGACUGGGAGAUGGUAGUUGUGUUGAUUCUUUUUCCCUCCAAGGCCCUUUGGCAAAUAAAAAGAUUAUUAAGGAAAGAAAUCUUUCCUGCCCUUGGCUGCUGGCUGCAAAUACAUCUAUCUGCGCUGUCUAGAAAAAGAAGGUGCAAGAAGACAACUAAACAGAAAUGGUAAAGUCACAGCUAAUUAAAUAUUUCUGUUUUUUUUCUUAAAAGAUUAUAAUAAAAGAUGUGUUGUAAACCAUUCCCUAAAUACCGUCGAGUUAGCAAAGAUGAUGUUGUCUCCUUAAGAACACACAGGGUGUAAUCAGGGGUUUAAAUGGUAUUUCCAUCCAUUUCUCAGUUCACAGUUUUAAAGAGGGUUUUUUUUUCUUUCAAAGUUCACAGUUUCUCAGUUCUCCUGAUACUGUAUCCCAUUCCAAAUAUCUUUUUUUCUUUCAAUUUAAAUUCAAUAAAACAACAUGCUUGCUUGAAUAUUGUCACCUGAAGAGAAAGUUUGUCUCAUUUCUGCAAAUGUCUUAGUUCCAAUUUUUUUUUUUUUAGAAAAGAAAACUUGAGGAAAAAUAAAGAGCUUCUUGUUGAUGCCAAGAAAA
Pygoscelis adeliae (Adelie penguin) is the source of this 2104-nucleotide messenger RNA. It is a transcript of the gene WWOX, whose product is annotated as WW domain containing oxidoreductase. The record is from RefSeq and is a predicted model, not a curated record. The transcript has 5 exons. Bases 1 to 1095 code for a protein of 364 amino acids. Lineage: Eukaryota; Metazoa; Chordata; Aves; Sphenisciformes; Spheniscidae.